Thecamonas trahens ATCC 50062 is the source of this 5844-nucleotide messenger RNA. Its product is annotated as fibronectin type III domain-containing protein. The coding region runs from base 1 to 5844 and encodes 1947 amino acids. Lineage: Eukaryota; Apusomonadida; Apusomonadidae. The record is from RefSeq and is a predicted model, not a curated record. The transcript is spliced from 2 exons.
AUGUCUGAACUGCAGCUACACGUGCUGCUCAUGUCGGCCGCGACCGGCCCAAAUUUUUCGCUGGAAGCGCGGGGCGACCUACGCGCACGGCUACACAUUCCACUCAUUCUGACGACGAACACAGUCAUGGGCUACAAAGCAUGUGGAGCUGGUAUGACACGCUCUUCCCGUGUCUGGUUUUGGGUUGGGGUACUGGUGCUGCUGUUGUGCGUCCUGGUCGAGGCUGCGGUGGUGGGUGGCGGCGGGUUCGUGCCGUCUCAGCGACCCAACAUUCCGCAGUGUCGGGCCGAACUGGCUGCGGUGGAGUACGUGGUGAGCAUGGCAGCGAACGGUGCGAAUUCUGUGAUCGCGGCUGACAUCGAUGGAGAUUGUGAUCUGGACCUUGCGUCGGCGUCCUCACUCGACGACAAGAUUGCGUGGUAUGAGAACAUCGACGGAAACGGGACCUUUGGGCCGCAGCAAGUGGUGAGCACGGCAGCGAGUAGUGCGCGGUCUGUGAUUGCGGCUGACAUAGAUGGAGAUGGCGAUCUGGACCUGGCGUCGGCGUCGUACGAUGACGACAAGAUUGCGUGGUACGAGAACACCGACGGAGCCGGGACCUUUGGGCCGCAGCAAGUGGUGAGCACGGCAGCGGACGAUGCACGAUCUGUGAUUGCGGCUGACAUAGAUGGAGAUGGCGAUCUGGACCUGGCGUCGGCGUCGUACUCCGACGACAAGAUUGCGUGGUACGAGAACACCGAUGGGGCCGGCACCUUUGGGCCGCAGCAAGUGGUGAGCACUGCAGCGGAUUUUGCGCACUCUGUGAUUGCAGCUGACAUCGAUGGAGAUGGCGAUCUGGACCUGGUGUCGGCGUCGUGGAAUGACGACAAGAUUGCGUGGUACGAGAACACCGACGGGGCCGGAACCUUUGGGCCGCAGCAAGUGGUGAGCACUGCAGCGGACGGUGCGCGGUCUGUGAUUGCGGCUGACAUCGAUGGAGAUGGUGAUCUGGACCUGGCGUCGGCGUCGGGAAACGACAACAAGAUUGCGUGGUACGAGAACACCGACGGGGCAGGAAGUUUUGGGCCGCAACAGGUGGUGAGCAUGGCAGCGAACGGUGCGAAUUCUGUGAUCGCGGCUGACAUCGAUGGAGAUGGCGAUCUGGACCUGGCGUCAGCGUCGUCCUCCGACAACAAGAUGGCGUGGUACGAGAACAUUGACGGAGCCGGGACCUUUGGGCCGCAGCAAGUGGUGAGCACGGCAGCGGACGAUGCACGAUCUGUGAUUGCGGCUGACAUAGAUGGAGAUGGCGAUCUGGACCUGGCGUCGGCGUCGUACUCCGACGACAAGAUUGCGUGGUACGCGAACACCGAUGUGGCGGAGAGUUUUGGGCCGCAGCAAGUGGUGAGCACGGCAGCGGACGAUGCGUGGUCUGUGAUUGCGGCUGACAUAGAUGGAGAUGGCGAUCUGGACCUAGCGUCGGCGUCUAGGGACGACGACAAGAUUGCGUGGUACGAGAACACCGAUGGGGCCGGCACCUUUGGGCCGCAGCAAGUGGUGAGCACGGCAGCGGACUUUGCGCACUCUGUGAUUGCAGCUGACAUAGAUGGAGAUGGCGAUCUGGACCUGGCGUCGGCGUCGUACUCCGACGACAAGAUUGCGUGGUACGAGAACACCAACGGGGCAGGAAGUUUUGGGCCGCAACAGGUGGUGAGCACGGCAGCGUACUGGGCACAGUCAGUGAUUGCGGCCGACAUAGAUGGAGAUGGAGAUAUGGACCUGGCGUCGGCAUCGUUGCGCGACGACAAGAUUGCGUGGUAUGAGAACCUGUAUGGCAACGGGACCUUUGGGCCGCAGCAAGUGGUGAGCACGGCAGCGGACGGUGCACGAUCUGUGAUUGCGGCUGACAUAGAUGGAGAUGGCGAUCUGGACCUGGCGUCGGCGUCGGCGGGGUCCCACCCCGUCUACGAUGGUAUGAUUGCGUGGUACGAAAACACGGACGGGGCAGGAAGUUUUGGGCCGCAUCAAGUGGUGAGCACUGCAGUGCGCGGUGCUUACUCUGUGAUUGCGGCUGACAUAGAUGGAGAUGGCGAUCUGGACCUGGCUUCGGCGUCGGAGCACGACGACAAGAUUGCGUGGUACGAGAACCUGUACGGCAACGGGACCUUUGGGCCGCAGCAAGUGGCGAGCACUGCAGUGGGCGGUGCGUUCUCUGUGAUUGCGGCUGACAUAGAUGGAGAUGGCGAUCUGGACCUGGCGUCGGCGUCGGGGUUGGGCUUUAACGGAAAGAUUGCUUGGUACGAGAACACCGACGGGGCCGGGUCCUUUGGGCCGCAGCAAGUGGUGAGCACGGCAGUGAACGGUGCGGUGUCUGUGAUUGCGGCUGACAUGGAUGGAGAUGGCGAUCUGGACCUGGCGUCGGCGUCGCAGGACGACGACAAGAUUGCGUGGUAUCCCCGUUUCUCGCGCGGACCGUUCCAUGUUUACGCAGCAACCACUCACACUUUCGAACCGUCGUGCAUGUCGUUCAACCCGCUUGUCGUCUGCCUCUCAUCGGCACUCACCAGUCUCUCGCGCUGCGCGCGCGAUACCCUGCUCCUUCCACAAGGCCAGUACUCUUGCUUUCGUGACAAGCACCUGAACAUAAUUGGCAAGAGCAUCAUUCUCGCCCCCGCCGAAUCUGGAACCGUCACCUUUGCAUGCAAUGGCAACGCGCUUUUUCGCCUCACUUCCACGCCCAACUCCCACACUGAGCUUGAUCUUGUUGGCCUCCGACUCGAGAACCUCGGCAACAGCCACGCCACGCCGAUUGUCGGCUCAAGCGGGUUGCGCGUCGAGGAUGGCAACUCAAUCCUCCGUCUCCGCAACGUUACCAUUGAUGGUGGAUCUGACGGUGGCGCCGUGGCCUUGAUGGAUCCGGAAAGCGAGCUGGUGCUCAAGAGAGCGCGCAUCGAGUUAUCAACCGCUGGUACUGACGGUGGUGCCGUGUGGGCAAGUGCCGACACCAUCGUCGCCAUCACCGACGGGUCGAGCUUAUCUGCGAACUCUGCCGGUAGCAAUGGUGGCUGUCUAGCCGCACUGGCAGGAUCGCAGCUUGUGGCCAUCAACGCCACUUUUGUGGGCAACAUGGCAAAUGGCGAUGGUGGUGCGGUAUGGGCCGACACUAACACCAUUGUGACUCUAGACGGGCUAGGCCUGUUUGCGAACUCGGCCGGUCGCGACGGCGGCGGCCUUAUCGCCCUCUCUGGAUCGCACGUUGCUGUCACAAACUCGGCCAUCGACACAAACUCGGCCGGUCGUGACGGAGGCGGCUUUUCUGCGUCCGACAACACCCACCUCACGCUCACUGGCUGUUCUUUGGACAGAAACACCGCUGACGGUCUCGGCGGCGGCCUCUUUCUCUCUCCGUUCACCGUCGCCAACGUGUCGAACUCUGCCAUCACCGCCAACACCGCCAGUUCUGGCGGCGGCCUUGCUGUAUCCGCCGACCCCACAUCGACUGCCAGCGCGGUCUCCGUCGUCGAUAUUCCCGCCACAUCGCCUUCCUCCUUGCAUGCCCUCCUCCUUGAUGACACCACGAUCGCUGCCAACACUGCAUCUCGGGUCGGCGGCGGCAUCUUUGUGUGCGGGGCCCAAGCCGCUGUCUCUGGUGACCGCUCGACCUGGUCCGCCAAUGCCGCCCUCUGGUCGCCCACGACCCGCUCAUCCGCCGAUGCAUUCGAGUGUGGCGGCGGGCCGUGGCUCGACACCAGCGCGGCUCAGCCCGGCCUCGGCUCGCCUGACAUCCAAGGCCCACCCGCCACUCUCGCCUGGGCCGUCGAGCCUACACCAGUCGUCGAGGCCGGAGGCGUCGUCACCGGCGCGGUCCGCGUCCACGACGCCUUGGGUCGGAGUGUGGUCUACCGUACCACCAUCGCGCAGACAACCUAUUCCCCGUCGCCGGUGCUUCCACUGUUUGAUCUGCCCGACAUCCUGCUCGAGUCACCCAACGUGGCACUGCCUUCGGCCACGCUUUCCAUCGUCGAUGGCGCGCUCGUACCUGCCACCGUGACGUUCUCGGUCUCUCUCGUCACCGACGGCUCCGACCGCGGCCUUCCGGUGCCGCCUCUUCCAGGCUCGGUUGAUGUUGUUCCCUGUGGACUCGGCCGCGGCGGCGUGACCGAAGACGGCGUCACCACCUGCGCGCCCUGCCUCGUCGGGUCCGAGUCGCUUGAAGUUUCGCUGGCCCCUUGCACCGUCCAGUCAUCUUGCCCGACCAACACCCUCCGGCUUGCAGCCAACACAACCAACGAGCCUUGUGUGUGCGCGCCCGGCUUCUACACUCCAUCGGGCCGGUUCAACGAGCCAUGUAUUGCAUGCCCGCCCGGCGGUCGCUGCACGGGCGGCACAGCUCGACCUGUGGCCGGCCCGGGCUUCUUUCCGGACGAAAGCGACCCAACGCUCUUCCUCGCCUGCCCCAACCCCGAUGCCUGUGCUGGCGAAGGUCAAUGCCAGGCCGGAUAUGGCGGCCGGCUGUGCGCGCAAUGCCUGCCCAACUACUAUCGCCUCCGCGGAAAGUGCUUUGCGUGCAAGGCGGGCGUCAACACAUUCGUCACGGUGCUUCUGGUACUGGCGGCGCUUGUUGUUGCGGCUGCGCUGGUGAGCUUCAGCCUGGCCGAGGCGGUGCGGUACAAGUUUGCAGCCGCCAUGAUCGGGCUCAACGCUCUGCAAAUAUCCGCCCUCUACGGGAGGCUCGAGCUCGACUGGGGUCCCGUUGCCGCGGUGUAUUUUGACAUCGCGUCGUUUGUCAACCUCAACCUCGAGCUCACCAGCCCCGAGUGCAGCCUGGCCUCAGGCGCCGACGCUUGGGUGAUCAAACUGGUGUUGACGCUAGUCCUGCCAAUCCUAGCUGCGGCCGCUAUCCUGGUCGUCGGCUGCGGGUUUGCUGCUGGCAUCACGAUCAAGCUUCGGCCGGUCGCAAGCUACAGCCUGGGCCAGCUUGCCGGCGCAUGCAAGCGCGCAUGGUUUCAGAGCUUGGUCCUUCUUUACCUGCCGCUCACCGGCGCCGCGUUCUCAGUCUUCGGGUGCCGGCGCGAUGAGGCAGGGAGGUGGGUGCUCGAUGCCGAUCCGGUGCGGAGCUGCUACAACUCGGCCUGGUGGACCGGGCUGUUCCCCAUUGGACUUGCUGGCAUCGUCGUGUAUGCCGUCGCCAUUCCUGGGUGCGUGGUGUGGGUGCUGCGCCGUGCGCGCGAUCGCAUGGAGGCGACAACCUUUGCAGCGCGAUACGGGUUUCUGGUCGGUCGUUUUACUAGUUCGCACUGGUGGUUCGAAGCUGCCAUCAUGGCCCGCAAGCUCAUGGUGGUCAUGUGCAUGACGUUCUUUUUCACUGACGAAGGCAAGGCCAACGGCGCGGUGUUUGCGCUGGUGGGCUCAUUCGCCCAGCUCAUCUAUGCGCAGCCGUACGGUCGCUCCUUCCACAACGCACUAGCAGUGACGGUGCUAGCGGCGACCAUGUCUGUGCUCUACGCCGGCACGUUUGAUGACUACACGCUGCGGAUGGUCGGAGUGGUCGUCGGAGUGGUGGCCACCAUGGCCGCUAUUGUCAUCGGCAACGGCAUCGAUUUGUGGCUCAUUGCGCGGCACGAGCGGCAAGCUGACGAAGAGUACUUUCAGAGCGGCGUAUCUGAUUUUGCUACUAGCGCUGCUACGCCGGUGGGCGGAGGCAGCUUUGGUAACGAUGUCGAGUUGGACAAGGGUAGGCUUGGAUCGGACGAGCCCGUCAAUAGCCACUCCAUCGAGAUGUUCUCCGUCGGAGGCGAAGCCGAUGACUCGAUCUCGUUGGGGCUACAUUCAGCAAACGCGCCAUCAAUGUACACCAUUGAUUAA